GCCGGCGCGAUGCUCUUCUCGCUGCGGGAGCUGGUGCAGUGGCUGGGCUUCGCCACCUUCGAGGUGUUCGUGCACCUGCUGGCGCUGCUGGUGUUCUCCGUGCUGCUGGCGCUGCGCGUGGACGGCCUGGCCCCCGGCCUCACCUGGUGGAACGUGUUCGUGCCCUUCUUCGCCGCUGACGGGCUCAGCACCUACUUCACCACCAUCGUGUCGGUGCGCCUCUUCCAGGACGGGGAGAAGCGGCUGGCGGUGCUGCGCCUCUUCUGGGUCCUCACGGUUCUCAGCCUCAAGUUCGUCUUCGAGAUGCUGCUGUGCCAGAAGCUGGUGGAGCAGACUCGGGAGCUCUGGUUCGGGCUGAUCACGUCCCCGGUCUUCAUCCUCCUGCAGCUGCUCAUGAUCCGCGCCUGCCGGGUCAACUAGCCCCGCGCCGGGCCGCAGGCGGGGGUCGGGGAGGCUGACGGCCCGCCCGCGCGCGGUCUCGCUUCCACCGCGCCGGAGGAGACGUCUGGGCCCGAAAGCCCCGCCAGCCGUGCCCCGCGGAGCGCCGGGUUUUCUCCAGCCAGGCAUGUCUGAUUUCCUCAGCAGGGCUGCAAGAGCAGCCUGACCCCCAGACUGUGCUUGUGCUUGGAGCAGCUAACCCUGAACCCAGAGCUUGAGGAGGGCCCCAGGCCAACGCCCCUGAACUCCUUUGACAACUGAAAACUGUGGAGAAGAGAAGUGGCCCCAUGGGCCCAGGGUGUAUUUGUGGAUACUGGGAAAGUACUCUCGUGAGAAGGCUUUAGAGCUGCACUUGGGAAUGUUCUCUGGCCAGCAGCUGACCUACGAGCUCUUUGCCCCAUCCAUCCAUCUAGCAAGACUUCCUUAGAUGCUUGAGCUCUAAAAAGUUGGCGAAAACCAGCUUGUCGCGCACCCCCCCCCCCCCAGCCACUAGGGACGGCGGUCCUUUCUUCAACCCACCCCAGCAGACAGCAGUGUGUUGGAUAAGCUCCACUGGGACCCUGUCCAGAGACCUGCCACCCGUGGAAGGAACUUUGCUGUCAAGGCACUUGCUUGGCUUGCUGUGUCUCGACUGCCCUCCCACCCUGCUGCCGCCACUGUUUGCGCACCUUGGACAGGUUGAGGCCCUGGAGGUAGAGAGGAGCAGGCGCUCUGAUGUCCGCAGGCAUCGAGACCCGCCAGUGGGAGUCUGCGGAUGGCCUGGGCCCACACCUGUGGACCUGAGUGUGGUCCGCAAAUGGAUGUUAGUCAGGUGCCAAACAAGAACAUUUGCUGAGAUGAAAAUAAAAUAAGAGAAUGUUUUGCUGAAAUGUGGUGUUUGUCUGAGCUGUGAAUAAGAUGAAUGUCCAAACCCCCGCCGUCAUGUGUCGCUGGUGAUGCUAAGUUUGUAGGGGGCUGGAACCAGCCAGAGUUUCUUG
Molecule: messenger RNA, 1415 nt
Organism: Talpa occidentalis (Iberian mole)
Lineage: Eukaryota; Metazoa; Chordata; Mammalia; Eulipotyphla; Talpidae
Gene: TMEM203
Product: transmembrane protein 203
Exons: 1
Coding region: 10-420 (136 amino acids)
Biological process (GO): intracellular calcium ion homeostasis
Cellular component (GO): endoplasmic reticulum
Source: RefSeq, a predicted model, not a curated record